Messenger RNA from Ilex paraguariensis (yerba mate), 489 nucleotides. The record is from the annotation of a GenBank genome assembly. Lineage: Eukaryota; Viridiplantae; Streptophyta; Magnoliopsida; Aquifoliales; Aquifoliaceae.
GCACAAUCGCUUUACCUCUCUCUAUCUCUCUCUCAAACAAACUCUUCCAAUUGAAGCGAAAACAGUAGUAGUUCAGUGGUUCCAGUUAUGGAAAAGAAAAGGCAACUACAACCUCCAAAGAAAUCAAGAUUCAAGCGUGUUUGUGUCUUCUGCGGCAGCAGUCCCGGCAAAAACCCAAGCUACCAACUUGCUGCCAUUCAACUCGGAAACCAACUGGUUGAACGGAACAUCAACUUGGUUUAUGGAGGUGGUAGUAUUGGCCUUAUGGGUCUUGUCUCCCAAGCUGUCCAUGAUGGUGGCCGCCACGUGUUAGGAGUGAUUCCCAAAACACUUAUGCCCAGAGAGAUAACUGGAGAGCCAGUUGGAGAAGUACAAGCUGUCUCUGACAUGCACCAAAGAAAAGCAGAAAUGGCUCGCCAGGCCGAUGCGUUUAUAGCCUUGCCCGGUAUUGCUUCUGAUUAUUUUUGCUUUCUGCUUAGAGGAGACUAG